GGCCAAAAUCUCCGUUUCUCCAGAGCCAGGCUCCACUCGCUCCCUGUCCUCGCAGCUCAGAGCACGCGCAGGCCCCUUCCCUGUGUCCUGGCGUGGAGCUCGCGCAGCCGCCUCGCCUCGCCUGGAGCUCGCGCAGCCGCCUCGCCUGGAUCUCGCGCUAGGGUUGGAGCCAGGGUCCUCACAGCCGCCUCUAUCCUCGCCUGGAGCUCGCGCUAGGGUUCCUCUCGCAGCCGCCGCUGUUGAGGUGCUACUUGCAAAAGCGUGUACUGAACAGCUCAAAAGGCCCUGUUGUACGUGCACUGCGUGCUCAGACUGAUAAGAGAGAGUAUGCAAUAGAGAUGAAGAACAGUGUGGAAAGGUCAGUGUAUACUAAGUUGCUAACUUUACUUGGAUUUGUAAUCUUGUCUGGCACCUCCAUAAGUGGUUAGUGCUACAUAAUUUCUGAAUAUGUUUCGUUUAGCUGACCUCAUUUAAGUUAUGUUAAUUUGAUCAUCAUUUCAGAGCUUCUUAGGUUGUACUCACAAAAUUGUGAUCUUUGGCUUAAACUAUAUCAAACAUGACACCUUCUCAAAAUUUGGCACCAGAUAUUGUUGUUACUGUAUUAAGACCAUGGUUCUGCAUGACUAGUCUUAAUUUCGACUACACGGCGUUGUAUUCUCCCACAGGAGUUUUAUGACAUUUCCUGCAUCUAGUAUAUGCUGUAAACCUUGCAGGUCCAUAUGGUAAAGGAAAUCAGUGGCGAAGUCUAUCUUUUUCUCCUCCUGCCGUACGUCCGUUCCAGCUUGCAAAGCGCUCGCGAGCUGCUGCCAUGGCCAGCGCCGGUGCACCCGCAGUUCCCCAGGCUGGUCGCCCAGCCUCCAACUUCGACGUCAUCGUGGUGGGCGCCGGCAUCAUGGGCAGCUGCACGGCGCACGCGGCGGUGUCUCGCGGCGCCCGCAUCCGGUUGCUGGAGCGCUUAUUUGAGAACAGAUAUGGUACACAUAGAACAAUGAUGUUUUUCAGAGUUAGAUUAACUUGAGUUCUAUGCAUUUUCUUAUUUGAGAAUAAAUAUGCUACACUUGUAUAGAACAAUGAUGUUUUUCUAAGUAAAUACUAUCAGUAAUUCUGGCUGA
Messenger RNA from Zea mays, 1112 nucleotides. RefSeq lists its product as uncharacterized. The transcript is spliced from 2 exons. Bases 720 to 992 code for a protein of 90 amino acids. NCBI's taxonomy places the organism in Eukaryota, Viridiplantae, Streptophyta, Magnoliopsida, Poales, Poaceae. The record is from RefSeq and is marked validated.